Molecule: messenger RNA, 790 nt
Organism: Schistocerca cancellata (South American locust)
Lineage: Eukaryota; Metazoa; Arthropoda; Insecta; Orthoptera; Acrididae
Exons: 6
Coding region: 88-768 (226 amino acids)
Source: RefSeq, a predicted model, not a curated record
AAAAGAGAUGAAAUCGUGCAGUGGUCAUCAGUAGAAACGAUUGAGUUCAGCCUAACCGAUAGUGAAUGGGAACUGCUGUCAAAUAUAAUGCAAGAAGUUGUGGCGGAGAUGGACGAAGCAGAGUUUGUGGAAGAGAACGGUGAAGAGAUGCACGUUGCACAGGAUCCGGCCACGGGGGAGAGCAACCGUACUGUUGAUAUCGAUAUUAUCGUGCUUAAUGGAAGAGAAAACGAAUCAACUGAAGACUCUGAUGAAAGCACAGAUGACGACGAAGAAAUAAUGUCUGUAGGAUCAGGUCAGGCCACGGACGGAGAUAAUGAAACACAGCUUAACGGGGCUGAAACGGAGUCUGAGGAAGAAUCCGCAGAGAACACAGAUGAAGACGAGGAAACAAUGUCAGUAGGGUCAUCUGAGGCCACCGACGGAGAUAAUGAAACAAUACAGCUCAAUGGGACUGAAAUGGAGUCUGGGGAAGAAUUCGCAGAGAACAUGGUAUACGAGGAAGAGCAGGAGGACUCGGCCGCAGAUAACUACGCGAUCGUGCUCGAUGACAGCGAAAUGGAGUCUGUGGAAGAAUGGACAGACACCACGGAGUCAACUGUAGAGAAUGACUCCAUGUUGGAUGAAGAAGAUGAUGAUGAGGAGGAGGAGGAUGAUGAUGAUGAUCCCAGUGAUGAACAUCAAUCUGCUCGCAUAUUUCGACGACUGGUUGCUUUGCUUCUGAGAAAUAGUCAGAGAAACUUCACUGGCUCAUUUUCACAUGAAUAAAUAACAUGUUUGGUCAUACAAA